AUGAAGACGAUGCAGCAGCUCCUCCUGCUCCUCACAGCAGCGAGCAGUGCUGGCGGCAUCCCGCUGAGCAGAGCCCCACCGAGCAACAAGCUGCUGCUGGUGUCCUUCGACGGCUUCAGGUGGGACUACGACCAGGACGUGGACACGCCGCACCUGGACCAGCUGGGGCGGGACGGGGUCAAGGCUAAAUACAUCACCCCUCCGAUGCUGACCAUGACCUCCCCGUCUCACUUCACCACCGUCUCCGGCCGAUGGGUGGAGGAUCACGAAGUCGUCCACAACAUGAUGUUUGACGCCAAGACGAACCUUAAAGUUUCUCAUAGGGAGACGCUGACCCGCUCAGAGUGGUGGGACAACGGAGUUCUGCCGCUAUGGAUCACGGCUCAGAACCAGGGUCUGAAAACCGGCUCCUUCUACUUCCCGGGCGGUGCUGCGAACUACAGCGGCCAGGCGGUCAACCGGGUGGUGGUGGAGGACCCCAAACCCCCGAACGAGACCGAGUGGCGCCAGAACAUCGACACGGUGAUGAGCUGGUUCUCCGACGAAGACUUCCACCUGGUGACGCUGUACUACGGUGAGCCGGACCGCGUGGGCCACGCCAAAGGGCCAGACCACCAGGACAGGAAGACCAUCAUCCGGCAGAUCGACCGCACCAUCGGCUACCUGAGGGAGGCCAUCGCUCGCCAUCAGCUGAACGACAGCCUGAAUGUCAUCAUCACCUCCGACCACGGCAUGACCACCGUCAAGAAACGGCCGCAAGUGGAGGAGCUCGUCCUCAACAAGUACCUGAAUUUACUCAAGCUUGCCAGCUUCGAGAUCCUCGACUACGGCGGGUUCGGCAUCCUGACUCCGCGGCCGGGGAAGGAGCAGGAGGUGUUCAACGCUCUGUCCAAGGCGCCCAAUCUGACGGUCUACAAGAAAAACGAGUUACCGGAGAGCUUCCAUCUCGCCAAAAGUGAGCGACUACCUCCCAUUGUGGUCGUCGCAGAUCUGGGAUUCAACCUGAACUCUAGACUCAUCUUCUACGUCAACAAAGGCGACCACGGCUUCCACAACGGAGAGAUGGACAUGAAGACCAUCUUCAGGGCCUUCGGACCCGACUUCAAGAAGAACUUUGUGUCGGAGCCGUUCGACAGUAUCCACAUCUACCCUCUGAUGUGUAAAGUGCUGCAGAUCGAGCCGGCGCCGCACAACGGAUCUCUGGCCGUGACCCAGAACCUGCUGCACAGCGGCGGAGGGCAGAGAGCGCCACGGUCCGUCUGUCUGCUGCUGUCGCUGCUGUCGCUGCUCUGCACGUUCACGCUGCUGUAACUUCACGUCUGUUAUUAAGUACUGUUGGUAAUAUUUAUACACAAUAGUAAUUUAUGAUCCUAUGCUUUUCUGUUUUAUGUAGCUGGAAGUAAUCGACGGUUUAUGCAGUAGAUGAAUGUUCGUGUCGGCUUUAUGCAGAUUUCUGAAAUAAAUUUCAAGACUUAUUCAUUUGCACGACUUUUCAUUUUGCAA
Molecule: messenger RNA, 1503 nt
Organism: Cottoperca gobio
Lineage: Eukaryota; Metazoa; Chordata; Actinopteri; Perciformes; Bovichtidae
Product: ectonucleotide pyrophosphatase/phosphodiesterase family member 7
Exons: 5
Coding region: 1-1311 (436 amino acids)
Source: RefSeq, a predicted model, not a curated record